AUCAUUUUGAAAGAGACACAGAGAAAGUUCAAGCAGAGAAUCCAGCAAAGAAAGAAAGAUCUUGAGGAGCUGAGAGAGGCUGUGGAGUCUCAUAAGUGCUCUGCAGAGAGAGCAGUUCAGGACAGUGAGAGGAUCUUCAUAGAGCUCAUCCGUUCUAUUGAGAGAAUCCGCUCUGAGAUGAUGCAGAUGAUCAGAGAACGGGAAAGGGCUGCAGUGAGUCGAGCUGAAGGACUCAUGUAUCGACUGGAGCAGGAGAUUGAUGAUCUGAAAAGGAGACACGCUGAACUGGAGCAGAUUUUACACACAAAUGAUCACAUCUAUUUUCUCAAGAGUUUCCAGUCUCUCGCUGUAUCUCCUGAAUCUGGAGAUGAACCCAACAUCACGGUCAGCUCUCUCCUCUCUUUUGAUGAUGUGGGAAAGUCCCUCUAUCAACUGAAAGAAAAACUGGAGGAUUUCUGUCGAGAGGAGAUAGAAAAGAUAUCUGGCAGAGUAACAUAUGUUGAAAUUAUUCCCACCAAUGAACCCAAGAUCAGAGAGGAGUUCCUACAAUAUUACAGUAAGUUCACUCUGGAUCCAAACGCAGUGAAUGAACACCUCCGUCUGUCCGUCUGGAAUGGAGUGUUUAAUGUCCCUAACGUAGUCCAGCAGUAUCCUGAUCAUCCAGACAGAUUUGAUAAUUAUCCUCAGGUGUUAUGUAGAGAGAGUGUGUGCGGACGCUGCUACUGGGAGCUCGAGUGGAGUGGUGAUGAUGGUGUGGAUAUAUCAGUGUCAUAUAAGAGCGUCAGCAGGAAGGGAGGCAGAAACGAGUGUGUUUUUGGAUGUAAUGAUCAGUCAUGGAGUUUGGACUGCUCUGCCUUACUUUACUCAUUCUGGCACAAUAACAGCUACACUGAUCUUCCUGUACCAUCCGGUCGCUGCAGAAUAGGAGUGUAUGUGGAUCACAGUGCAGGAACUCUGUCCUUCUACAGCGUCUCUGACACAAUGAGCCUCAUCCACAGAGUCCAGACCACAUUCACUCAGCCGCUCUAUCCUGGGUUCGCGGUUCACGGUGGAUCAACAGUGAAACUCUGUGAUCUAACGACAUAG
This is a messenger RNA of Sinocyclocheilus rhinocerous, 1086 nucleotides long. RefSeq names its product tripartite motif-containing protein 16-like. The annotation marks the transcript as partial. The transcript is spliced from 5 exons. The record is from RefSeq and is a predicted model, not a curated record. NCBI's taxonomy places the organism in Eukaryota, Metazoa, Chordata, Actinopteri, Cypriniformes, Cyprinidae. Gene Ontology annotation, molecular function: protein binding.